Pogona vitticeps (central bearded dragon) is the source of this 479-nucleotide messenger RNA. RefSeq names its product ribosomal protein L36a (gene RPL36A). The record is from RefSeq and is a predicted model, not a curated record. Gene Ontology annotation, biological process: translation. Gene Ontology annotation, cellular component: ribosome. Lineage: Eukaryota; Metazoa; Chordata; Lepidosauria; Squamata; Agamidae. Gene Ontology annotation, molecular function: structural constituent of ribosome.
UCCUUCUAGGCGACCGCCUUCCCUUUCUCUUCUGCUCUUUGAUUAUUCAACUUCCGUUUUCCGGGAAAAGGUCUUUUUGGCGUCGCCGAAGCGGCAAGAUGGUGAACGUCCCCAAAACCCGCAGGACCUACUGCAAGAAGUGUGGCAAGCACCAGCCCCAUAAAGUAACCCAGUACAAGAAGGGCAAAGAAUCUCUGUAUGCGCAAGGAAAGCGUCGAUAUGAUCGCAAACAGAGUGGAUAUGGUGGCCAGACGAAGCCUAUCUUUCGCAAGAAGGCAAAGACCACAAAAAAGAUCGUCCUGAGGCUGGAGUGUGUGGAGCCCAACUGCAGGUCCAAAAGGAUGCUGGCCAUUAAGAGGUGCAAGCACUUUGAGCUGGGAGGAGACAAGAAGAGAAAGGGCCAGGUCAUCCAGUUCUAGAUAUUCAUCUUUGUUCUUUGCUAUGCAAAUGCAUUAAAAUACUGUCGGAACACCCACUUA